CCCACGGACUUUUGUAAAACACCAAUAAGCCUCCCUGGGAAUGGGAUCACAAAAAUUCUCUUAUUUUGGAUCAUCCCACCUGGAAAUGGAAUAAACUUUUUUGUUUGACAAGAAGAUCUGUGACUUUUGUGAGCCUUUUUGAAUUGUUUAAAAAUGUUUGUGAACUGGUUUUUUCCACUGGCUCUGUUUGAAUAAAGCAACGGAAGUCCAUUGUAAGAGAGGUAGUGGCAUUUCUAAAAGUGCGUCCCUGGGGUUCUGGUGCAUGGAGCUAAAAGGCGUCAGACCAAGCAAAGAAAUCUACUGGUUUAUUUGGGAUAAAAUGCCAAAGUGGUUCAAGGAGUUUCCCAUAGCUCUGAAGCAUGACACAGACAAGAUCUGCUCUGCCUCCGAAUCAGACUCUCAACCAAAUGGAUCCAAAACAGGUCAACGCAAAAACUCCUCUGUGGAUGGGACGGGUGGAUCAGGAGGUGCUGGGUCUCUUUUGUCUGGAAAAAACCAGAAGAACUCAGGCAGAAUGAGCGUGAUCUCUCAGAAAGACAAAAAAGUUUGGGACAGCUUGCUGAAAAGCUACAAAAACUCCAGAACAGAGUCGACGUUCGAGGAGCAACACAGACCUCUGAAAGCCUCUUCCUCUGCCUGUUCCUACAUCAGCAGGAUGAUCAGAGUGGACAAACAGGACAAAAAACCCAACUUCAACAAUGGUACCAUGACCGUUCUGGUCCCUGAAGCUGAGAAAACAACGCCAUUCAAGACAGAAAUUAUGAGGAUUCUUGAGGAUUAUGCUGACCCUUUUGAUGCUCCGAGGACCAGAGAACAAAGGGAUGUGGAGCGUCUCGGGGAGAACGAUGGCUACAUGGAGCCUUACGAUGCUCAGCAGAUGAUAACAGAGAUCAGACGGCGAGGAUCCAAAGAUCUGUUGAAGGGGUCUGCGCUGACAGACAGAAGCAGAGGAACAUUUGAGAAAGGUCAUUCUGGUUCUAUACGGAUUUAUGACCUUCCAUACGAAGGAGGUGGUGACAACAAGAGGACAGAGGUCACAAGGCCAGAGCUGGAUCGGCGUCCUGCCACGGAGUAUGAGCUUCCCUGGGAGCAGAGUAAGGAGCACAUAGUCUGGACUCUGUCAGCACAAUUCGACAACCCAGUCAGAGAUGAGACGCUGCAGGAGCAUCUGAAGCAGAAAAGCAGAACCCAGAACAUCUUGAGAUCUUCUCCAGCACUGCUGCCAUAUCUGUCUAACCCUGAGAGUGAAAUCUGCUGCAUCAACCCCUCCCUGCCCCUGGAAAAACAAAGCUGGUACCACGGCUGUGUGACCCGACAGGAAGCAGAGUUUCAGCUGCAGUCCUGCAGAGAGGCCAGCUUCUUGGUCAGGAACAGUGAGCCAGACAACAACAAGUACUCCAUUGCCCUCAAAACCACUCAGGGUUGUGUUCACACCAUCGUCGCCCAAACAAAAGAGAACAGCUUCCCUUUGGACCAGAGCAGCUGUGUGUUUCCCAGCAUCCCACAGGUGGUGUACCACUACCGCACCCAGCGUCUGCCUUUCCCCGGAGCCCAGCACACGACUCUGCUGCACCCGGUGCCUCGUUCUAUCCACUGAUUUAAAAAAAAAAAGUUGGUUUGAAUGAUUUGAUGACUUUCUUUUCAUUUUGUUUGAUGCGCAGCUGAUGCAAAACCUCCAGCUUGCUGUUUUGCAUGUGAACAAGCUCUGCAGAACUUUGUUUCUGAUUUAAAUGUGACCUGAUUGAGAGCAGGAUUCAUUUUGUGAGCUGAAUGCUGCUGCUGCUGGUGUUUAUGACAUAGUUCAAUGCUGAGAUAAAAUAUUCUGAGGCAGAAAAGAUUGUAUUUGCUCUCUUUUGCCCUCUGCUGGACAUUUAUACAAACAUCAUCAUCUCACCCAAACAAAGACUUCUUUUACUCGGAUUUAGUUCCUUGCAGAGAAAGCAUGUAAUUCUGCUCUUAAAGAUCUGGAAAGCGGGAAUUUUGUGUGAAAACCUGCAUAAAAUUGUAAUCUAAACAGUUUUUGUUUUGGAGGAUUUUUACUGUGAAUAAGGGAGGUGUUUUUUAAGUGCUCUUCGAUGUGAAGAGGGGAUGAUUCACCCCAUAGAAAUGCACUUGAUGGAGUGAGGGCUUGAUAACAAAAGCUGAUUGAAAGUGAAAUGAGUCUGUUUGUUCAGGUGGAUUUAUGCUUAAGAAGUAAAUUACAUUUGAUCUCUAGCAGACAAAUAAAUAAUAGUGAAAUAAACAAAUGAGUCUCCUUAACGACCACAUAGAUCUGAUGCCAACUGAGCAAAAAUAUGACUUUUAAUCAUACGGAUAUUAUUACUUUCAGAAUAAUCAACAGUUUAUCAUGUUUUAAAAAGAUAGUCAGUAUCGGCAGCUGAGAGUUCAGAAAUUGGUAUCAACCCUCAAAAUCUCAAUCGAUGCUUCUCUAAAGAUUACAUUCUUAUUUAAUUUGUCUCUUUGGGGAUCAAAAAUAUCUUUUCCAGAGGAAAAAAACCUUUUUGUCCAUGUUUUUUUUAAUAACUUGUCAUUCAUGUGUUGUAAAAUAGGAGAUACUAAAGAUCCUAAAUGCAGUGGCGCCCCCAAGAGGUGGCCAGAGGUGGCCAUGGCCACCGCUAUAAAAUUGCUGGCCACCCCAGGGAAGACCAGUCUUCUUUAAUAAGUCAUAUUAAUGUUCACACAAACCAUAAAUGUUUAUGUUUGUGUUUAUUCAUUCUGCAGACGCUUUUAUCCAAAGCGACUUACAAUUUAUAACCUAUGGGACAUGUUGUGAUGUGUGGGGGAAACCGGAAUACCCGGAGGAAACCCACGUAUGCAUGGGGAGAACACGCAACUCCACGCAGAAAGGCCACAGCCGAGUUUCGAACCUGCAACCUUCGUGCUGCAAGACAACAGUGCUAGCCACUGCGCCACCAUGCAGCCCAAAUGUAUUAAAUCUAAUGAAGACAUACUGGGAAAAGGAAUAAAAUCAGGCUAAAUUUCCAAGAGUUACCACGAGGAUCAAUUUGGUGACCCACCCCAAAAUUUUCUCUGGCCCCAUGGCCACCCCUAUGAAAUUUUCUGGGAGCGUCACUGCCUGAAUGCUGGAGAUUCCCUGUGAAAUUUUCUCUGAUCCCAAUAAAAAAUGUUAAGAAAUGUGAGCGUUUCGGUCUUCUGCGCUUUGAUCGACAGAUCAAGGCCAUUCUGUGUGUCAUCAGUCAGAACUUGCCUCCUGUAUGACAGAAUGAGGGCAAUUUUCAGCUUAACGAAUCUGAAAUCUUUAAUGAUUGCUGCAGAUUCGCCAUUUCUGAGGAAUUUAUGGCCCUCAGCUGCUAACACGAGUUAAAGUUGGAGUGAAAAAGGUCAAAAGAUGGAGGGUGAAGGGUUGGGUUAAACUUGAGGAUCACGUUGAGGACAAACAGUUUACGUCCCUGAACGCCAGCUACUGUAGAUGAACAGUAAACGCAACGCUAAAAGGAGUAAAGUAUCAUUACACCCGUGUCAAGGAUGCUUAAUGUGAAGGGAUGAAAAAAACGAGUAUUUGACACCGUCCCUCUCUUCUUCCCGUCUUUUCUUACGUAUCUCCUUUACUGUCCUCGCUGGUGCUGUGACAUCUGAGGCUGGCGGUUGUCUGGCAUCUUCUUCUCUUCGACUCCUGGCGUUCCUCGUGUUUGAUGCCAGGAGUUUGAGCUUUAAUUCAUGAAGGUGAGGGCCCCAAAGGUUCGGCUUCAUUACUUUAAAACCACAGAUGACGUUCGGUCGCCUCGCAAAUGUUGAGACACCACAUGGUUUGUGGAAAGCUUCUGGUGUCGGGUGACUUUUACCAGCUUUAGACUUGUCUUCAAAGGUGGACGAACACUUACUUUGGUGAAAGAAGCACUAUUUUAGAUUUAAUUUAGGUUUAACUUCGGUAAAAACCUGCCUUCCAAACAAUGUAAAAGUGUCCAUUCUGAUUGCAAAUUUGGGGACACGAGAGGGACUUCUGGAACUAACCCUAACCCUAGACAAAACAGAUUAUAAAUUUUAUUGUUUAAGGAAAACAUUUCCCACAGGAAGGACUUCCUGUACUCGUCUGCAUUGCAGCAAAGCCAGAAGACGCCUCUGAGGACACAGAAUACCACCCAGGACAAAGCCGGCUUUUUGUUUUGACCAGAUUCUGCUUAUUUGAGUCACUGAUUCUGAUCCAGCUGCUUUUCCUCUGCGUGUCAAACACACAAGUGACGUUCCGCAUCUUCCUGCAAACACAGACGGCCUCAAACAUUCUCUGGAAUUCCUGUCCUUGAAAAAAAAGUGUUGUUUUUGUCCCAUCAUAUCUGUGGUCAGUUCAGGAAUCUCAAUCUGAGUCAUUCAAGGAAAAUAUCAAAAAGUGAUUGUUGGUAGCUUAUGGGCCAUUCCCAUCUGUACCGGGUCGGCCCGGGCCGGGUAGCGUAGGUUGUUUACAUAUCUGGGUGGCCCGGUAUUUUUCCGGGCCAUCCAAGGCUCAUUCUC
This is a messenger RNA of Nothobranchius furzeri (turquoise killifish), 4467 nucleotides long. Its product is annotated as SH2 domain-containing adapter protein E. Gene Ontology annotation, molecular function: phosphotyrosine residue binding. Lineage: Eukaryota; Metazoa; Chordata; Actinopteri; Cyprinodontiformes; Nothobranchiidae. The record is from RefSeq and is a predicted model, not a curated record.